AAAUUUUUAAAAAGAGCAACUGAGCAACUCCAAGAGAGAGUUACUCACAUAAAGCCUGAGGCCGCUGCGCACCCGGCGCAUUAAAGCGAUGUCCGCUUGUGUUUGCUAUUCUACGCCUCCCUCUCUCGGUCACACUCGCUCUCUUGCCCUUCCUCCCCUGUGGACUCUGCGACAGCGUCGAAGAACUGAGCCGAGUCAAUCAAAGCAAAGGCCGAGUUUGGAGGAAGAGAGGACGGCAUAGAGACUGCGAGCACGAAGCGGAAACCAUGGGGGAUCUCUACGCGUGGCUCGUCUCUUUCUUCUUCAUCGUGGCCCUUCUCGUCAUCAUCGUCUGGCAGCUUAUGUGUUUGGCGGACCUGGAGUUCGAUUACAUAAACCCAUAUGAUUCCUCGUCGCGCAUAAACAGAGUCAUAAUGCCGGAGUUCCUCGUACAAGGAGUGCUGUGCUUCUUCUACUUGGUGACUGGUCACUGGGCCAUGGCCCUGCUGUCUGUUCCAUACCUCUACUACAAUGUGGAUUUGUACAUGCGACGGCAACAUCUCGUGGAUGUAACUGAGAUAUACAACAUGCUCAAAUGGGAAAAGAAACAAAGGCUGUUCAAGCUAGCCUAUCUCAUCCUUCUGCUCUUUCUCACUAUAUUUUGGAUGAUUAUGGCUGCUCUGGAUGAACACGAUCACGAAUGAUUUGGGGCUGGUGCAUCAAUAUCUGCUUUCUGAAUGGCACGAAACAGCUGUCCGACACUGAAACUCAACCCCUCAUAUGGUGCAUUAUGUAUCAAGAUGGAAUAGGUAGCAAAGCGGUUAGAGGGAAUGCAUGAACUUUUUUGGGAUCCUCCUGUUUGGAUUGUAACUCUUCAAGGAGUGGAGGUUGCUUGAUUCGCCCCUAGCCACUCCUCUUUUCUCUGGCCCCGGAACUGUACCUCCACUGUUUAUACACGCUUAAAGGUCAAUUGUUGCAGUUUUAGAGAUUAUUGAAGUAAAUGGUAGCGGAUGGAUGAAUGGAGCUGUUUUCCUGAAAGAGUUCAAA
Molecule: messenger RNA, 1026 nt
Organism: Punica granatum (pomegranate)
Lineage: Eukaryota; Viridiplantae; Streptophyta; Magnoliopsida; Myrtales; Lythraceae
Source: RefSeq, a predicted model, not a curated record